This is a messenger RNA of Echinostoma caproni, 204 nucleotides long. The record is from the annotation of a GenBank genome assembly. NCBI's taxonomy places the organism in Eukaryota, Metazoa, Platyhelminthes, Trematoda, Plagiorchiida, Echinostomatidae.
AUGGUUACAUGGACUGGCUUUCUUAACGGAUCAGCCCAGCGAAUGGCCCGACAGUCAGAUUCCCUUAGUCGCAACGAAGUAACUAAAGACAGAAACGACUUUUACGGUGGUCGCUGCUUCAACCAACAUCCUACUGCAGAAAUUGCACCGAUUUUCAAGAUGAACAAGAUUGCUGAGUGUGGUUAUCCGGCAGAAGAGGCUUGA